UCAUUUGCUUUAAAUUUAAAAUAGAUAAGUUUUUUCAAAAAAGUAAAACAAAAUUCGACACAACAAUGGCGGAAUCCAAAUUCGACCCGCAGCCCAUCGCCGACGGCGGCGGACUCUUUGCCUCGGGUCGGCCGAAGCUCCGCCUUACAUCGGAGUACGACAGCGACACCUCCAUUUUCUUUCAGAAGGUGUCUUGCAAAUUAUUGGACAAUUUAGCUAAAUUGAAGCUGUCGUUCUACAACAACGGCAAAGGGGAGGUGUCGGAGCCCCAAAUCUCGUUCAUCUCCAAGUUCUUCUCGCUGCAAUACGACGUCGAGGAGCGCGACGCGGUGCUCAAGACGUCGCUGGAAAUCGCGCCGGGAGUUCAAUUCCGAGCUGCCCAUCAAGUCAAGGCUCGACAAGGAGAGGUUUCAGUGGUUGCAGAUCUUGCUACCCCAGCCUACAAGCUCGAAUUAGCAUCUGCUGUUCCAUCUGUUGGCAUGCCAAAGGCAACUUUCAAAUUUCCUCUGGGUGAAGUUUCAUUAGAGGAGAAAGAGGUGGGGGAUGAAGAAGAAGAACAAAAAAGAACUUUAUCAGUCAAUGGGAUCCUCAAAAGCAAUGUUUUAAAUGGUCUGUGCACUGCUCGAUACGAAGAGGAAAAUUGGGAUCUAAGAUAUGCAUUCAAGGAUGAGCAUCUAACUUUUGUUCCAAGCAUUUCACUCCCUUCAAAUGUACUGUCAUGUGCAUUUAAGCGGAGAUUCACUCCAUCAGACAAGUUGAGCUACUGGUACCACUUCGAUUCAGACAAUUGGAGUGUGGUCUACAAACACACAGUUGGGAAGGAUUACAAGCUCAAAGCUGGCUAUGACUCUGAAGUUCGACUUGGUUGGGCAUCUCUUUGGGUUGGAGAUGAAGAUGGCAAAGCAAAGACUGCCCCGUUGAAGAUGAAAGUGCAGUUCAUGCUCCAAGUUCCUCAAGAUGAUAUCAAAUCAUCAGCUUUGAUGUUCCGUGUGAAGAAGAGGUGGGAUAUAUAAUUCUAUACUAGAGAUGAAUGACACUCUUACUAAUAUGUUUGUAGACUUAUUGUUGUAUUUUUUUUUUGUUUAAUUUUACUAUUCAUCUUCUUGAAAAGUUAGUCUGGUGGCUAUUACUGUUAAGCAUGAAAAGUAUCCAUUUGUCGACACAUUUUAGAGCAGUUCUUGAUGGCCAUGUAAACUCUUAUCAUCUCUUAUCAUAACUUAACUAAUGCACAUACCUAGCUGGAUUCAAACUA
Molecule: messenger RNA, 1252 nt
Organism: Salvia hispanica
Lineage: Eukaryota; Viridiplantae; Streptophyta; Magnoliopsida; Lamiales; Lamiaceae
Gene: OEP37
Product: chloroplast outer envelope protein 37
Biological process (GO): monoatomic cation transport
Cellular component (GO): chloroplast outer membrane
Molecular function (GO): monoatomic ion channel activity
Source: RefSeq, a predicted model, not a curated record